UUUGAAGCCGUUGAAAAAGCAAGCCGUCAUUUUUAUUUUCCAUCGUCAAGCAAAGAACGGGCAUCUUGGAGUUAUUGAUCAAAAUCGCUGCUCAACUAUUUGGUCGUCUUCACGAGGAGGAAUGGCUAAGAGUUACUUCAAACAAGAGCAUGAUCUGGAGAAGAGAAGAACUGAGGCUGCUAGGAUUAGGGAAAAAUACCCGGACAGGAUCCCAGUGAUUGUAGAGAAGGCUGAGAGGAGUGAUAUCCCCGGUAUUGACAAGAAGAAAUAUCUUGUCCCUGCUGACCUGACCGUUGGACAGUUUGUGUAUGUUAUCCGCAAAAGGAUUAAAUUAAGUGCAGAGAAGGCUAUCUUCAUAUUUGUGGACAAUGUCCUUCCACCUACAGGUGCAAUUAUGUCUGCAAUAUACGAGGAGAAGAAGGAUGAGGAUGGAUUCCUUUAUGUUACAUACAGUGGCGAAAACACCUUUGGGAAUGUGACCUCUCUCGUCCAGUAGCCUGCUAUCUUAAACUGCAUGAUAAUCCAAUUGCUUUCAUUGGCUCCUGAUAAUCAUAGUCCCAUCAUCGUAUUCAUCUUAUCAAGAACACUGCUUUGAAUGUCAUGUACAGUUAUGCAUAUAAAUACCAAUGGCCUACUUGAUGUUGAAAAUGUUCCCUUUUCAGUCUUCGGAAUUCUAAUAAGCCUUGCUAUUCAUGAAUCAUAAAUAAUACAAUUUAUUUCUUAA
This is a messenger RNA of Prosopis cineraria, 724 nucleotides long. RefSeq names its product autophagy-related protein 8f-like. The transcript is spliced from 6 exons. Gene Ontology annotation, biological process: cellular response to nitrogen starvation. Bases 122 to 496 code for a protein of 124 amino acids. Lineage: Eukaryota; Viridiplantae; Streptophyta; Magnoliopsida; Fabales; Fabaceae. The record is from RefSeq and is a predicted model, not a curated record.